Molecule: messenger RNA, 4536 nt
Organism: Dicrocoelium dendriticum
Lineage: Eukaryota; Metazoa; Platyhelminthes; Trematoda; Plagiorchiida; Dicrocoeliidae
Source: the annotation of a GenBank genome assembly
AAAUAACUCGUGUUAUAAUAGACGUUAUUCGCAGCUGGACAUCACCACUUCAUCAGUAAUUUGGGGCGGUCGACUUUCUUCUCUCUCCGUGGCUUUGACAUGGCGAUUGAGGACUAUGAAGGUUAUGUGGACCAGGAUGAUGAUGUCGUUCAGUCGGAUGGGUCCAUUGAUCCCGCGUGGGAACAGCAGCAGAAAAAAACAUUUACUGCCUGGUGUAACGCGCAUCUACGGAAAGUUAAUGAGUCCAUCGAGUCCAUCGAAAAUGAUUUCAGAAAUGGCCUCAAAUUGAUGAGGCUUUUGGAAGUCAUUUCCGGUGAAACGCUUCCCAAGCCUGAUAAAGGAAAAAUGAAGUUUCAUAAAAUCACAAAUGUCAACAAAGCUCUCGAUUUCAUUGAAAGCAAAGGAGUCAAACUAGUAUCUAUUGGUGCUGAAGAGAUCGUCGCUGGGAACGUCAAAAUGACUCUGGGGAUGAUCUGGACCAUUAUUCUACGAUUUGCUAUUCAAGACAUUCAAAUCGAAGAUUCUUCUGCGAAAGAAGGUCUACUUCUUUGGUGCCAACGACAAACGGCCCCAUACAAAAAUGUCAAAGUUGAUAACUUUCACACUAGUUUCAAGGACGGACUUGCUUUCUGCGCUAUUAUCCAUAGAAAUCGUCCUGAAUUAGUAGAGUACGGAAAUUUAGAACGGAAAAACGCUUUAUACAACCUGAAAUAUGCUUUCGAGGUGGCGGAGCGGCAUUUAGAUAUACCGCGCAUGCUUGAUCCUGAAGAUAUGGUUAAUAGCGCCAAGCCAGAUGAGCGUUCCGUAAUGGCUUAUGUGUCUAUGUACUACCACAAAUUUUCUGGAGCAAAUAAGGCCACGAUGGCUGCAAAUCGCAUAUCGAACAUUUUGAAGGUGAACCGUGAAAAUGAUCAUCUAAUUGCCGAAUACGAAACACUGUCAAGCAAUUUAUUACGCUGGAUCUUGCUCAAACUGAAAUACUUUUCAUCGCGGGAGCCUCUGCAUACGGUUUCUGAAGUGGAACGUCUUCAGGCUGAAUCUAGAGUGUAUCGUCGCCAGGAGAAACCCUCCAAAUUACAAGAGAAAGCCCGCUUAGAGACGACGUACAACACACUCCAAACGCGUUUGCGCCUCAGCAAAAGGCCACCAUAUGUCCCAGCGGUUGAGAACUAUCUUUCCUCGAUUUCUGGACAAUGGGAUCAACUGGAGAAAGCGGACAAGACAUACGAGGAAUGGCUGUUGGAGGAACUCCAGCGCCUGCGUCGACUUGAAUACCUAAUAGAGAAAUUCGAAAUCCGCUGUUCCACACACGAGGCAUGGGCCAAGGGAAAGCCACAAAGUUUGGCUUCCACAGACUAUCUCAGCUGUCAUCUGCCUGAUUUGCGUGCUUUGAUGAAGCGACACGAGGCAUUCCAAUCGGAGCUGUUGGCCAACGAUGACCGUGUGGAACGUAUCCAUGCUCUUGUCGAGGAGCUGGGGAACCUGCGGUAUCACAACAUGAAAUCUGUCAACGAGCGGUAUUCCUACAUUUUCCGUGCGACAGAGGAGAUCAAGCACUUAUCAGAUGUCCGCGAAAAGGAACUGGCCAGGUUAUUGCCUGUACUGGAACAGAUAGAUCAGCUUCAUCUGGACUUCGCCAAACAAGCCGCGCCUUUCAAAAAUUGGAUGGAACAAACAGAGGAGGACCUUCGGGACACGCCGAUUGUUCACACAAUGGCAGAAGUUCAGCGUUACCUUUCCGCGCAUGAAGCUUUCGAAGCCACACUGGAAGGCACCGAACAAGAGUGCGUCGCCAUUGAGGGCUGCGCAAAUCAGGUCAAACAACUGGCUAGCAAAAAUAAACUGGCUGCCGCAGCUGACAAUCCUUACACCAACAUCGAUCCGGAGGAACUCCCGGUGCGUUGGAAAUUAAUCAAAGAGCUAGCAAAAAAUCGUAACGAGUCUUUGCGUCAGGAGGAGGAGUGCCAGCUUAACAACGACAAGUUACGGAAGCAGUUUGCAGAAAAAGCAACCGACUUUGACAAGUGGCUGCAACAAAAGAAAUCUGAAGUAAAUCGCAACGCUCUCGAAGGUCGUGGUACUCUCGAGGAGCAACGAGACCAAUUAAGGAAGCUGGAAUCUGAAUUGUCCACCCACCAACGUGUAUUAGAUGCACUCGAACAAUGCAGCCAGGCCCUGGAGGACGCUUAUGUAUUCGAUAAUCCAUACACAACUCUCUCAAUGCCUACCCUACGUGUGGCAUGGGAUCAGUUGUUUACGUCGUUGCAUCACUCGGUCAAUUUGAUUGAGAACCAAAUCCUCACUCGCGAUUCCAAGGGCCUUACUGCCGACCAGAUGACUGACUUACGCACCUGUUUCCGACACUUUGACCGAAACGAUACUGGACGUUUGGAACCCCACGAAUUCCGAGCCUGUUUGGUAUCACUGGGCCACAGUUUCGGUGAUGACAGAAGUGGUGAUUCGGAUUUCUCACGGGUGAUGCAACAAGUCGAUCCGGGCCGCAAAGGGUUCGUCACCUUUGACGCGUUUUUGAACUUUAUGACUCGUGAGAACGCAGACGAGGAUACAGCGGAGCAGAUUAUCCAAUCAUUCAAGGUGGUUGCAGGGGAUAAGGGUUACAUCACUGCGGACGACGUUCGUCGCUUCUUGCCCGAGGAGGAUGCUGAAUAUUGCCUCAAACAGAUGCUUCGCAUAAAUGGCCCGAUGGGAGAUUCCGGUGCUUUAAACUACGAGCAAUUUGCGUCAGAAAUCUAUGGAUCACGUCCACCGCCACUUUAACACCUAUCGCGCAUAAACUGAACCGAACUGUCAGAUGUUAACACACUCGACCAUCUCGGUGUCGUGCCUUUCGUAUCCGCCCAGUGAAAAGCUACAUUGGUCGACCAUCAUUCAUCAUCUCUUUUACACCACGCUUUCUCAUGUUUUUAUCGCCUUACACAAACCAAAGUACCACGCAGAGCGCGUGCGUAAUGGAAAAUGACCCUCGUGUACUCUACAUUUCCGUCUCCUUUCGGUAUUGUUGAGAGUAUCUCUUUUUCCUUCUCACUUUCUUGUCAUACGUCCCUCGCUGCUCCUUCAUUCUGUUCAUUUACUCAGUUAUACCAGCUCCUGUCAGUUUUCCUCUCUCUCUCUUUCUGUGAGCUCUUUCGCACAGGAGCACACCCCGGUCUUGACCGUUCCAUAUAAAUCAGAGACCUCUCUUUAGCUAUCACUUCUACCACCUGUGCAGACCAGCGUACAAGCGCGUGUGCUCGUGAUCUCUUUCAACGACACUCCUUGGUGAUACUUGUGAAGUGACCGUCACCGUUCCUUUUCCUACUGGUCGACUGCAGAACCGCGUUUGGCUCUAGUUUCCUUCUUCCAAAUGGAGUCAUUUUGCUGAAGUCUGUCUAUGGACAUAGCUGUUCAUUCUGGCCCCGCGUAGCCAGUUCGAUGAACUUCAUGUCGAAGUGAAACUCACCCGGUUAGCUUUAUCGCUUCCAAAAACCAUAAUCCACCGUACCUAGGCGAUACAAAGUAUUAUGAGGGUGGUACUUCUCUGCCCCUUUGUAUUCUCUGGAAGACUUGUUGAGCUCCUCCCAAGUAGUCUAGUUUUUGGUCUUGGCUACGCUGCUAAUAUCGUCUUGCUAGAUGACGGUCCACUUGCAUUUCACUGCUUGACGAUUGAAGCGUAAAGUAUGGGCUUGCUUUUUCCCCAUCCAAGUGCAAAGCUCCUAGUGGUGAGACAGUGAAGGCUUUGGAGCAUUUUGUAUGCCUAGGAAACUGUAUCACUGUUAGUGGAUCUGUUAGAUAUUUCUUCUCGUACCUCGCUUUCUCCAGGCUGAGGCACUUAUGGCGUCACCAUGACAUUCAUCUAUCUAUCAAAAGGCCGGUUUAUUUCGCGACUGUCCGAGCUAUACUGUUGUACGCUUGCGAAGCACGGCCUAUUCGUACCGUCGACCUGCGUCGGUUGUCUGUCUUCGAGGAUUGUUGCUUUUAGUCCAUUACCCGUAUGUAGUGGUUGCAUCACGUAACGGAUGUUUAAGUUAGCGUGUCUAGGUAGAUGCACCCACUCGCUCUAGGAGCUCGUUUAGCUGUGGUGGCUUGGACACCUAUUACGUAUGCCUGUUCAUCGUCUUCCGCGUCGAGCGUUGUUCGAAAUCGCUGAACAGGGCCGGAGGAGACAACGCGAUGGACAGCCUACGACUUGGAGAAGCGGCAUGGAAAAGCUAACGAAACAAUUGGCAUCGGUCGGCUGUUCUCGACCUCUUAGUUGGGACUUCAGUGAUACGGAGUGUCGCUCGUUGGCGACCCUGGAAUUCAUGGCCCGAACCCGUUGUCAAUGGUGAACAUGUAUCUCUACAUGUUCCGGUGAUUUCCCUUCCUUAAUACAACGAACAGUUAGGAAGAACAACUGGAAUACUGUGAGUGGAAAACUGGACAAGUUUUCCCUUUUUUUCUCCCAUCAUUUAUUCCGAUUCCGAUGGCAAAAUGUCUGCCAUCAUCAAUACACGUUAGCCGAUGGUGAGAAACACCUCAGUUAAUGUGCCGCAGGGC